Messenger RNA from Cooperia oncophora, 540 nucleotides. Lineage: Eukaryota; Metazoa; Nematoda; Chromadorea; Rhabditida; Trichostrongylidae. The record is from the annotation of a GenBank genome assembly.
UUGAUAUAUUUUUCAAUCAGAAAUUAUUUCAGAGAUCAGUCUCCACAUCGACGUCGAGAGAAACUUUUUCACACUCUCAUCUUCUCCAUCGCUACGUUCUUCGUGUCGGUGUUGGGUCAAACCUAUAUAGAAAUCGCGGUAUUUUGGGUGGACGAUCGGGAAGAAGUAGCGAAUCUAUCGAAAUGGUAUCACAUCGCACGUAUAGCCGCAUUUGUCGAUCCAGUUCUGAAUCCACUGAUCGUGGUCGCUCGAACUCCUGCUCUCAGACGACAGCUUCGAGCUCAGUGGACAUCACUUAAAUCGCGUGCCUCUUCACGAACCACGAAGUCUCGCCGAAGUGGUAGUGAGAGGGCUUCUGUACGCCGUACUGAAUCUCAACGUAAUCGAUGUGAUGUUGAAGUGAAGCUGAUUAAGCCGGAUCGGCCGGUGAGAAUGCUUUACCGUAAGAAGUACGUACAAACUUGUUGUUACUGCCUAAGAGAUGGAUCUGGGAUGAACCACCCCUUAGUCACCGGGUUUCAUUCGGUUUCCUUGAGAUAG